Molecule: messenger RNA, 1011 nt
Organism: Pisolithus orientalis
Lineage: Eukaryota; Fungi; Basidiomycota; Agaricomycetes; Boletales; Pisolithaceae
Exons: 7
Coding region: 1-1011 (336 amino acids)
Source: RefSeq, a predicted model, not a curated record
AUGGCCGCUUGGCACCCUGCCAUGUAUUGUUUUAAUGGUACGACCCCGGGUCAGGUCAACUACAAUACCAACGAUGCAACGUUACCCUUGUACAUGCUCAGCCAGAGUGAUUAUUGGUUCCACGGUAUCAACAAGUGCAACGAAUUUCCUCCUGCAGACGGCGACUUCCUAGAACUUCCCGCCGGUGCAUCUUUUACUGUCGAGAUCGCCGACAACAGAGGUGUCACCACCUUAUCUGAUGACGGGAAACACGCUACCGACUGGCCCGAUGGCGGUACCCAUCCCGACAACUACUCGAUUACGAACCUAGGAGGUGCACCGCUGUCAUCUAGUGGAUGCAUUGCAGAGCCUAACUUCCACACACAAAAUCAAUCUAUGGCUGCCGGAUCGGCAUUUGCAAUUUCAUAUACUUCCAGCUUAAGCGAGGUCACAGUGGAUAACCUCGUGGUGUUUUCCGUGCGGUACAAGUACGGCGUGUUUUUCAUUUUCGUUGCCUGCCUCCUCGUUCCUGACGCUCGUUCCAGCACGCCAUGGAAACGGGUGACCAGCUACGACGUUCCUGCCGCGAUGCCCGCCUGUCCAGCGGAUGGAUGCAUAUGUGCAAUUCCCGACGGAUGUGGGCAGCCUAACAUCUACAUGGAGGGUUUCAAAUGCAAGGUCACCAACGCAACCUCAAUCACACCCGUCGGUACGCCAAAACCUCCCGUCUGGUGCGAGGAGGACCAGAGCCAGUGUGUCCAGGGUCCAAAACAGAUCAUGAUCUGGAAUCAAGCAGAAGGGAACAACAUUGAAGUGUCUGGAGACGACUUGAGUGGGGAACCAAAGAGCCCGGCGUAUAAUUCCAAGUGCGGGUUCCAGGACGGCAAGUACUGUGUUACGGGGGUUGAGUGUCUUGUCACUGACCUGUUGCGUUAUUUGUUUAUAGGUGCUCAAGAUGAUAUCUUCGCUUCAGGUGGCUCAUCGAGCAAACGGAUGGUUCACAAACGGGGGCGAGCCUCGUUCGCGUUUUGA